UCAGCCUGCAGGAAACCUCUCCUGAGGUUUCAGCCUGACUUCCCCCCCACCCCAUUUUCUUUCUUCUUCCUCUUUUUAAAAAACACACAUUUUCCCCCCUCCUGGCUUCAGAUCUCAGGCUGCAGCAGCCCGAACCUUCCCAGGGCUCAGCUCUUUGGGGCUGCCCAUCCCUCCUGCUGCCAGGAAGGACGCGCGCCCAGCUUUGGGCGAAGAAAAGAAGAAAAACUUGUCGGAGGGGUUUCGCCAACCCACAGUAACCCCCUUCCCACAAACCUAAACCUCCCACCGGGGCCAUCCCAAGACGGGAAAGUUCCUUCGGAGCCGACAGUUCUCUUGGAUUUGGAGGAGGCACCCGCGCUGGCUGUGGAAUUAGAUCUGUUUUGAAUCCAGUGGAGCGCAUCGCAGGGGCUAGGAAGUCACCGUCUGCCGGCACCCGGGUGGCGCUGCCUGUGUGGAACAGAGAGUUUGAGAGGUCUGGCUGCCCAUAGCGUUUCCGACCCGCAGUUGUUCUGUGUCCGGUGAGAGCUGCGAGGGUGGCAAGUUGCAACAGAGACCCAGAGGUCCGGAGAGGGCUGCGCUCCCUUUUGCAUUCCCUGGUUAUUUUCGGUUCCUGACUGUGAAGUCCCAUCGAAAUUACAAAGGCCUCCAAAUCCUACGGAGACCUAUCCACAGCGCUCCACAGCGUCGCCCCAUCCCCACGGGGAGCCCAGGAGCCCAGGGCACUGGGGAAGGACUGGCGGGGCGGGGGAGAGAGGUCUUGGCAACGGCAUGGCGAGGUUCCGGCGGGCCGAGCUGGCCGCUGCAGGAGUUGUGUUACUUUGCCACUUUUUAACCGACCGAUUCCAGUUCGCUGGAGGGGAAGCUGGCAACCAAAUCAAUGAUUGGAGAUAUGAAGUUGCUCAGGCCUUCCCUGGAACAGCAGAGGAGGUGGAAGUGGACUCCCAGGCAUACAGCCACAGGUGGAAAAGGAACCUGGACUCUCUCAAGGCAGUAGACACAAACCGAGCAAGCAUGGGCCAAGACUCUCCAGAACCCAGGGGCUUCUCAGAUCUGCUACUGGAUGACGGGCAGGACAACACCACACAGAUUGAGGAGGACACAGAUCACAAUUACUAUAUAUCUCGGAUAUAUGGCCCAUCUGACUCUGCCAGCCGGGAUUUGUGGGUGAACAUAGACCAAAUGGAGAAAGACAAAGUGAAGAUUCAUGGAAUACUCUCCAAUACUCAUCGGCAAGCUGCAAGAGUGAAUCUGUCCUUCGAUUUUCCAUUUUAUGGCCAUUUCCUACGUGAAAUCACUGUGGCAACUGGGGGUUUCAUAUACACUGGAGAAGUUGUGCAUCGGAUGCUAACAGCCACACAGUACAUAGCACCUUUAAUGGCAAAUUUUGAUCCCAGUGUUUCCAGAAAUUCAACAGUUAGAUAUUUUGAUAAUGGCACAGCCCUCGUUGUCCAGUGGGACCACGUUCAUCUCCAGGAUAAUUACAACCUGGGAAGCUUCACAUUCCAGGCAACUCUCCUCAUGGAUGGGCGCAUCAUCUUCGGAUAUAAAGAAAUUCCUGUCUUGGUCACACAGAUAAGUUCAACCAAUCAUCCCGUGAAAGUGGGGCUGUCUGACGCUUUUGUCGUUGUCCACAGGAUCCAACAAAUCCCCAAUGUUCGAAGAAGAACAAUUUAUGAAUACCACCGAGUAGAGCUACAAAUGUCAAAAAUCACCAAUAUUUCCGCUGUGGAGAUGACCCCAUUACCGACAUGUCUUCAGUUUAAUGGCUGUGGCCCCUGUGUAUCCUCUCAGAUCGGCUUCAACUGCAGUUGGUGUAGUAAACUUCAAAGAUGUUCCAGUGGGUUUGAUCGCCAUCGGCAGGACUGGGUGGACAGCGGAUGCCCUGAAGAGUCUAAAGAGAAGAUGUGUGAGAACACAGAGCCCAUGGAAACAUCCUCUCAAACCACCACAACCCUACAUGUGACAACCACGCAGUUCAAGGUUUUGACCACCACCCGGAGGACAGCGACAUCCCAGCUGCCUACCAGCCUACCCACAGAAGAUGAUACCAAGAUAGCACUACAUCUAAAAGAUAAUGGGGCUUCGACAGAUGACAGUGCAGCUGAGAAGAAAGGGGGAACCCUGCAUGCCGGCCUCAUCGUUGGAAUCCUCAUUCUGGUCCUCAUUAUAGUAGCGGGCGUUCUUGUGACAGUCUAUAUGUAUCACCAUCCAACAUCAGCAGCCAGUAUCUUCUUCAUUGAGAGACGUCCAAGCAGAUGGCCUGCCAUGAAAUUUCGAAGGGGUUCUGGACAUCCUGCCUAUGCUGAAGUUGAACCAGUCGGAGAGAAAGAAGGUUUUAUUGUAUCAGAGCAGUGCUAAAAUUUCUAGGACUGAACAGCACCAGUACUGGCUUACAGGUGUUUAAGACUAAAAUUUUGCCUAUACCUUUAAGACAAAAAAAAAAAAGAAAAACAAAAACAAACAAAAAAAAAAAAACAAAGACACACACGCAAAGGAGCCCUAAGCUGCUGUAGCCUGAAGGAGACGAGAUUUCUGGACAAGCCCAGCCCAGGAAGUCUAAAAGAAAUUUUCAAGCUUAUACUGGAUACCAUUUAUACUGAGCAUGGAGUUCUCUAGUGGAAUGACAUCUGUAGUUCACUCGGAACAUCUCCUGUGGACUUUUCAGAAGUAUAACAAUAUUAUGAUGCUUUUUGGCUUAGGUGCAGGGUUGCAAAGGGAUUGAGGAAAAUAAUAAUAAUAAAGCUUUAGUUCACAAGGGAUCUU
Messenger RNA from Marmota flaviventris (yellow-bellied marmot), 2763 nucleotides. RefSeq names its product plexin domain containing 2 (gene Plxdc2). The record is from RefSeq and is a predicted model, not a curated record. Lineage: Eukaryota; Metazoa; Chordata; Mammalia; Rodentia; Sciuridae.